AUGACGACGCUGGAAGCCGCCACGUGGCGCAAGGUCACGGUAAAAGGGUCGGUGGAGCCGUCGCGGUGCAAUUUCAGCGCGUGCGCCGUGGGCAGCAAGGUGGUUCUGUUCGGCGGGGAGGGCGCAAACAUGCAGCCCCUUAACGACACCUUCGUUCUCGAUCUCGCGUCCGACAUGCCCGAGUGGCGGCACGUCCCCGUCGCGGGUUCCGCGCCCCCCGGGCGCUGGGGGCACACGCUGUCGUGCGUCAACGGGUCGGGGCUGGUGGUGUUCGGCGGGUGCGGGCGCGAGGGAUUGCUGAACGACGCGUUUCUGUUGGACCUGGACGACAAGCAGCCCAAGUGGCGGGAGGUCGUGGUGGGGGAGGAUGCCGGGAGUAGCAGUGGUGCUGGCGCUGGGGACGGGGGGACUGGUGGGGAGGGCAGGGGUAGCGCGAGGGGGAAUGCUGUCCUGGGGGAUGGGUUGGUGUUGAGAAGCGGUGGAGACGCGCGGGCAGCUGCGGAAGCAGCAGAGGAUGGAGAGGGAGUUGGGUCCAAGCUUGUCGUGUCCGGCGGCUGUACCGCGUCCGGUCGCCUGCUCUCCGACACCUUCCUUCUCGAUCUCGCGCACAACCCGCCGUCGUGGAAGGAGAUCCGCGUGGCGUGGGCGCCGCCCGCGCGCCUGGGGCACACGCUCUCCGCGCUGGGCGGGCGCAAGGUGCUCAUGUUCGGGGGGCUGGCGACGAGCGGCGCGCUGCGCCUGCGGUCGAACGACGCGUUCACCAUCGAUCUUGCCGACGAGCACCCCAACUGGCAGACCGUCUCCCCCGACGCGCCUCUCCCGGGGGGAGGUGGCGGGGCGAACGGCAGUGGGGCAGGGGGCGGGGGGGGCACCGGCGGAACGCCAGGGGGAGCGUCGCCCCCGCCCAGGCUGGACCACGUUGCGUUUGCGCUGCCCGGGGGGCGCGUAUUAGUGUUCGGGGGAUCAAUUGCGGGGGUGAGUCCUACCCUGUCCCAGGUAUACCUGCUCGACCCGGGGGAAGAGAAGCCGCGGUGGCGGGAGCUGGCGUUUCCGGGGCAGCAGCCGCGGAUAGCGUGGGGGCACAGCACGUGCGUGGUGGGGGGAACGAAGGCCGUGGUGCUGGGCGGGCAGACGGGCAAGGAGUGGGUGCUCAACGAACUGCACGAGCUCUCGCUGCUCAGCGCCGCUGCCAUGACGCCCCCUGCUCGUGUUCUGCGGGACGAGGAUGGCGGGGAGGCUGGGGGGGGUGCGAGGCAGGAGGGGAAUGCGGAAGAUGGUGGUGGUGGGGAGAUGCGGAGGCUGGAGGGGAGCGGCGAGGAGGGGAGGGCAGGGGAAGGGGCGCGUGUGGAGGAAGGGGCAGGGGAGGAGGGUGUGGUGGUGGCACAGGGUCAUGUGGCAUCGGCGUCUAACCCAGGAUAG
Messenger RNA from Closterium sp. NIES-65, 1419 nucleotides. The record is from the annotation of a GenBank genome assembly. Lineage: Eukaryota; Viridiplantae; Streptophyta; Zygnematophyceae; Desmidiales; Closteriaceae.